Messenger RNA from Tachyglossus aculeatus (Australian echidna), 5613 nucleotides. RefSeq names its product ankyrin repeat and sterile alpha motif domain containing 1B (gene ANKS1B). Gene Ontology annotation, molecular function: protein binding. NCBI's taxonomy places the organism in Eukaryota, Metazoa, Chordata, Mammalia, Monotremata, Tachyglossidae. The coding region runs from base 1 to 3861 and encodes 1286 amino acids. Gene Ontology annotation, cellular component: cytosol. The transcript has 27 exons. The record is from RefSeq and is a predicted model, not a curated record.
AUGGGGAAGGACCAGGAGCUGCUGGAAGCCGCUCGCACUGGAAAUGUGGCCCUGGUGGAAAAACUCCUGUCUGGGAGAAAAGGAGGGAUCCUGGGCGGUGGAUCCGGAGCUCUGCCCCUGUCCAGCCUAUUAAGCAUCUGGCGAGGUCCCAAUGUAAACUGCACAGACAGCUCGGGUUACACCGCUUUACACCAUGCAGCUUUAAAUGGACAUAAGGAUAUAGUUCUCAAAUUACUACAGUACGAGGCUUCAACUAACGUGGCAGACAACAAAGGUUAUUUUCCUAUACACCUGGCUGCCUGGAAAGGAGACGUAGAUAUUGUGAAGAUUCUUAUCCAUCAUGGACCUUCACAUUCCAGAGUCAAUGAGCAGAAUAAUGAAAACGAGACGGCCCUGCACUGCGCGGCGCAGUACGGACACUCCGAGGUGGUUGCUGUUCUGCUGGAAGAGCUCACAGACCCCACGAUACGAAACAACAAGUUGGAGACGCCGUUGGAUCUGGCCGCGCUCUACGGGCGGCUGCGGGUGGUGAAGCUGAUCGUCGGGGCCCAUCCCAACCUGAUGAGCUGCAACACGCGGAAGCACACGCCGCUGCACCUGGCGGCGCGCAAUGGCCACAAAGCGGUCGUCCAGGUGCUGCUCGAGGCUGGGAUGGAUGUCAGUUGCCAGACUGAAAAGGGGAGUGCCCUGCAUGAAGCAGCCCUAUUUGGAAAGAUGGAUGUUGUGCGGGUUUUGUUAGAAACUGGAAUUGAUGCCAAUAUAAAGGAUAGCGUAGGGAGAACUGUCUUAGAUGUUCUCCAAGAACAUCCAUCCCAGAAAUCACUGCAAAUUGCUACUCUUCUACAAGAAUAUUUGGAAGGUGGGGAAAAAUCAACUUUCCUGGAAGAACAUGUUCAGGAUUGUCCUGAGCACCAAAUGGGAAUUUCAUCCCCUGAUGAUUCUCCAGCUCAAAAGGCCAAAAGUGAAGCAGUGACUGGAGAAUUAUCCAAGCUGUUAGAUGAAAUAAAACUCUGCCAAGAAAAGGAUUAUUCUUUUGAAGAUCUGUGUCAUUCACUAUCAGACCACUAUUUAGACAAUUUGAGCAAGAUUUCUGAGGAAGAACUCGGGAAAAACGGAAGCCAGGCAACAAGGCCUUCAUCAGUGAUAAAUCUGUCUCCAGGAGAGUUGGAGGAGGAGGAGGAUGAUCAAAACGGUUGUGGACCAUCAGGAUUAUGGGGGGCUCUGACGCCCUGUAACGGAUGUCGGAACCUGGGAUUCCCCAUGCUUACACAGGAGACUUAUCCAAAGAAGAGGAGUUAUACUUUGGAAAUUGUACCACCUGCUUCUCUAGAUGUGUUUCCUUCCGAAAAUGAAAGCCAUCUAUGUGAUCUCAUGGACAUAGCAGUAACGAAGAAGCCCUGUUCUUUAGAAAUAGCAAGGGCACCUUCCUCAAGAGCAGAUAAUGCAUCUCAGGUAGCAAUUACUGCACCAGGAACCAGUAACCAUAGAAACAGCUCUACCGGCCCAACACCUGAUUGCUCUCCUCCAUCUCCUGACACUGCCCUCAAAAACAUUGUAAAAGUUAUUCGACCCCAGCCUAAACAACGCACAUCUAUUGUGUCUGCUCUGGAGUUUCACCGACUGAACCACAGCCAUGAUUACUUUGAAAUAAAGUCAUCAACAGGGUUCACAAGCUUUAUUUCCAGCCCUUCUAUCAGCCCAUCUAACUAUGCCAUUGGUUCCAGGGAAGGAAGCAAUAAAGGGAUCAAUCAUUCAGAUAAUCUCUGUCUUCAGGAAAAAAGUCCUAUUCCCGAGGAACCUGAACCUGGGCAAUUUGCUGGCCUUCUUCACGGAUCUUCUCCGGCUUGUGAGUCUCCUGAAAAUCCACUGCAGCUCUACAGUAAAGCCCACCAGAGUGAAGAGGCAUCAGAAGGAACCAGGUUGAUAACUAAUUCAAUGCUACCUAAGCAACCACCUCCAGAAAACAACCCAGAAACUGUAGUGAAGAAAAUCAAACCCAAAGUGGUAAACAGGACAAUAUUUCACACAAAAAUUAAUCAAUUAGAAAACCGGACCUUUAUCGGCACGAGAACAACACGGAACGGCACAACGAGGAAUGGCGACCAGUGGAUUAUUAGCACGGGGGCAUUUGUGGAGCGGGCGUGUACACUCGGGAGGAUACGGUCUUUGCCCAGAGCCCUUCUAGAUUUGCAUUUAUCCAGAAACGUGUCCAAGUCGGACUCUGAUCUCAUUGCCUAUCCAUUGAGUGAGAAAACACCAAGAGCCAACUGGAGCGAGCCCUCAACCACUGAACACAGUUCAAAGGGGAAUUCUGAACGAACACCGUCCUUCACUUCAGAAUGGGAAGAAAUUGAUAAAAUAAUGAGCUCCUUAGAUGUUGGAAUCAACGCUGAACUGGAAGAAAUGAAUGAUGAGGCUGCAAGACCCAGAUGCCCUGUCCAAACGGUGGGACAAUGGUUGGAAAACAUUGGGCUACCUCAGUAUGAGAACCACUUGAUGGCUAAUGGAUUUGACAAUAUUCAGUUCAUGGGAAGCAACGUAAUGGAGGAUCAGGAUUUGCUGGAAAUAGGAAUCCUUAACUCUGGACACAGGCAAAGAAUUCUUCAGGCAAUCCAGCUCCUUCCGAAGAUGAGGCCUAUUGGUCAGGAUGGCUACCACCCCACCUCAGUGGCCGAGUGGCUGGAUUCCAUUGAACUGGGAGACUACACCAAACCCUUUCUGAUUAACGGCUACACGUCGAUGGAUCUGUUGAAAAAAAUCUGGGAGGUCGAAUUAAUUAAUGUUUUAAAAAUCAGUUUGAUUGGCCACCGGAAGCGUAUUUUGGCAUCCCUGGGAGACAGACUGCACGAGGAUCCUCCCCAGAAACCGCCACGGUCCAUCACCCUCAGGGAACCCAGUGGUAAUCACACUCCUCCUCAGCUGUCUCCAUCACUUAGCCAAAGCACUUACACCACUGGUGGGUCUCUGGACGUUCCUCAUAUUAUGAUGCAGGGGGAUGCAAGGAGAAGAAGAAAUGAAAACUACUUCGAAGAUAUUCCCCGAUCAAAACUGGAGAGACAGAUGGCUCAGCAGUCGUCUGUCUGUGAAAUUUGGACGAACCAGAAUGCUGGAUUUCCUUUCUCAGCGAUCCAUCAGGUUCAUAAUACAGGAGACUGGGGAGAGCCUUCGAUUACCUUGCGACCACCCAACGAAGCCACAGCCUCAACUCCUGUCCAGUACUGGCAGCAUCACCCAGAGAAACUCAUCUUCCAGUCGUGUGAUUAUAAGGCAUUUUAUUUAGGUUCUAUGCUGAUAAAAGAACUCAGGGGGACAGAAUCAACGCAGGAUGCUUGUGCAAAAAUGAGGGCUAAUUGUCAGAAAUCUACAGAGCAAAUGAAGAAAGUCCCGACUAUUGUUCUCUCAGUCUCUUACAAAGGAGUCAAAUUUAUCGAUGCAACGAAUAAGAACAUAAUUGCUGAGCAUGAAAUUCGUAACAUCUCCUGUGCUGCUCAGGACCCUGAAGACCUCUCAACGUUUGCUUAUAUCACUAAAGAUUUGAAGUCUAAUCACCACUACUGCCAUGUAUUCACUGCCUUUGAUGUGAAUUUAGCCUAUGAAAUAAUUCUAACCCUAGGACAGGCAUUUGAAGUGGCCUACCAGCUAGCACUACAGGCUCGGAAAGGGGGCCACUCCUCAACCCUGCCAGAAAGCUUUGAAAACAAGCCCUCCAAACCCAUUCCCAAACCACGUGUUAGUAUUCGCAAAUCAGUGCAGAUAGAUCCAUCUGAACAAAAGACUCUUGCCAAUCUACCGUGGAUUGUAGAACCAGGACAAGAAGCAAAAAGAGGGAUUAAUACCAAGUAUGAAACUACAAUUUUCUGAUCCGAAAGAGACAUUUUGUCCUUGUUGUGCCUUGCACUCCAAGCAGUUACAGCACAGCCUUUCCUUUCCGGCACCAGUCGAGGGGAAGGCUGAACUGUUAGCGUGGCCUUGUCACUCACAAAAGGCUGCCGGCCAUUUCUGCUGAUGUUCUUCCUGCAGCAAUGACAGAAGAAUGCUAACCGAGACUUUCCAGUUGCAAUCUAUAAGAGGAGCAAGCUGAGAGUUUCUUUUCCCAAAUCAGUAUUUAUUGUGACUCUGCCACAGUGCUUUCUUUGGUUUCUUAUUUUAGGGUUCUAGUUUUUUAAAGGGUCACCAAAUGCUCUCUCUAAGAGUUUAAAAAUUGGGGUUUAUUUUUAAAUUUGGGGCAGUUUCUAAAUCAGCUCAGACCAGAAUUGCUCAAUACAGUAUUUAUGAAGCCACUGAACUCCUGAAACAUUACAUAGUGUUGUUUAUUGGGAAAGGGCAAAAAUCACCCUCAAUUUGCCAAAUUUAGUUUCUAUCUUUGCAGAUUUUAUAUAUAAUCAAUAUUGUCAUGGUUGCCUAUACAAAAAGAGCCUUUCUUCAAGGGACAGAGUCAACAUUUAAGAAUGAGAAAAAGAGGAAUUCAUUAUGCACAGAAAAUGUCUUGUAUUAAAUAUUUUUAUUAAAAGAAUGUUGCAUUAAUGCAUUGAUGAGGAAACUGGGUUAGUUGUGAAGAAUGUCUGCCUUUUAUUUUAAAUUACUGACUCCACUGCUACCACUUGGCAAAUCUCAGCAGUCACAGCAACAAUGUUCUAGAUGCUUCAUGGAGCAGGAGAAACAAAAAAGCAGGCUAGUCAUUGCACUCGAGAUUUCACAUUUAAACAGUUAAAUGUUGCUAUAGCCAUGAAUCCUGCAAAUACUUUCAGAUCUCAUCAGUGUUUUAAAAAACACUUUCACAACCUAAGGACUUUGCUGUAAAAAUUUCUGUCACAGAAACCUUGUUCGAGGGAAGUGUUAAUAAAAGCUCUAUUGCAAAAAUUUUUCUAAGAAAAAGAAAAACCAAAAAAAAGCCAAAAAGAAGAAAUUCCAAAGUAAUAAAACUCUUUUCUUGAAAGAAAAACUUAAAGCAUUUGCUUACUAUUUGAUUAAAUAAAAUUUACUUACAUUUUCUUUAAGGUAUUUUAAUUUUUUUUAAUGUCUCUGUGAAGUAUUUGUAUGACACCAUAAUGUAUAUUUAUGUAGAACUGAAUUAUACAACCAGUACCAAUAUCACUAUAGAAGAAAAUGGCAUUUUAAUGUAUAUUGUUCUAACCGGUCAUAUUGUGAAUCAUUUUGAAGUUCAUUAUAGAGAUACUGAUGAAUUGUGUAGUUGUCUUAAUUUUUUUUAAUUACUAUUAUUUUAAAUCUAACCAAGCCUAUCAGUUAUAAUCUUCAGUGGGUGAAUUCCAAAGAUGGAUAACUGAACUUUGUUUCCAACUGAUAAAUAUAUAUGGUUUAGAUGAACCUGAAUAUAGCUCUGAGUGAUGAAAACUUUUAAUACAAUAUUAAAUUACUUGAACUGAAGAAUUCCUUGUAUAUAUUUUGCCCAUUCACUGUUGAUAUGUAUGUAGGUAACUGAUGGUAAAAAUAACGUUGAAAAAGGGUACCAAAUGGAAAUUGUAUAGGAGCAAAGUAAAUAGUAGCCUCACUGCAGCAAAAACAUAUUUGUAAAUAUGCUUGGGCUUCCAGUUAUAAAUUUUGUAAUUUUGUCAUUAUUUAUAACCUAUAAAAGCACACAAAAUAAAAAGGAGU